Physeter macrocephalus (sperm whale) is the source of this 743-nucleotide messenger RNA. RefSeq names its product S-adenosylmethionine decarboxylase proenzyme-like. NCBI's taxonomy places the organism in Eukaryota, Metazoa, Chordata, Mammalia, Artiodactyla, Physeteridae. The transcript has a single exon. The record is from RefSeq and is a predicted model, not a curated record. The coding region runs from base 141 to 743 and encodes 200 amino acids. Gene Ontology annotation, cellular component: cytosol. Gene Ontology annotation, molecular function: adenosylmethionine decarboxylase activity. Gene Ontology annotation, biological process: spermidine biosynthetic process; spermine biosynthetic process.
AUCUUAGCACCAUCCCAAGAUCCGAGUGGGACAUACUUUUGAAGGAUGUGUAAUGUUCAAUCAUAAGUGUGACAAAAACUGACAAGCAGGAAGCUUAUGUACUCAGUGAGAGUAGCAUAUUUGUCUCCAAGAGACGUUUCAUGUUGAAGACAUGUGGUACCACCCACUUGCUGAAAACACUGAUUCCCCUGUUGAAACUUGCUAGGGAUUACAGUGGGUGUGACUCAAUUCAAAACUUCUUUUAUUCUGGUAAGAAUUUCAUGAAGCAUUCUCACCAAGGGUACCCACACCGGAAUUUCCAGGAAGAAAUAGAGUUUCUUAAUGCAAUUUUCCCAAAUGGGACAGCAUGUUGUAUGGGACGCAUGAAUUCUGAUUGUUGGUACUUUUAUACUUUGGAUUUCCCAGAGAGUCGGGUAAUCAAUCAGCCAGAUCAAACCCUGGAAAUUCUGAUGAGUGAGCUUGACCCAGCAGUUAUGGACCAGUUCUACAUGAAAGAUGGUGUUACUGCAAAGGAUGUCACUCGUGAGAGUGGAAUUCAUGACCUGAUACCAAGUUCUGUCAUUGAUGCCACACUGUUGAAUCCUUGUGGGUAUUCAAUGAAUGGAAUGAAAUCAUUCAGUCUUUGGGCUUUUUUCCAGGAGAGUGGAAUUCGUGACCUGAUACCAGGUUCUGUCAUUGAUGCCACACUGUUCAAUCCUUGUGGGUAUUCAAUGAAUGGAAUGAAAUCCUAUGGAACUUACUAG